GCCUUCCUCCUCCGUCCAUCCCCACUUCCACUUUCCUCCUCCUCUGCCCCCUUUUAAACCCUCCCCAAAACUCGAAAAAUUUGAAGCGGAUCCCAUAGCGGCAGGUAAACCCCGUGGCACAACUUCAGCAAAGUACGCGCAUGGCAGGCGGCGGCGGCGAGGGCUCGGUCGCGGCGGCGGGGGGCGGGAAGGUGGCGUGCGCGGCGUGGAUCCGGCGCCGGGAGGACAGGGCCACCCGCGUCUUCGCGGCGUACGGCCGGGCAUCGUCCCCUCCCGCCCUGGAGGUCCUCGGCUUCGACUCCGAGCGCUGCUCCCUCUCCGAGGAACCCCUGGCGAGGGCUGUGCUCGGGGAGAAUCCAGACGACGCGCCGCGCAGCAUAGCGGUGCACCCGACCGGGGACGAGCUCGUCUGCGCCACGGCCAAGGGGUGCAGGCUAUUUAAAAUGAUUUUUGAAGAGUUCACGGUUCGCCUUAUUCCAAGAGAGGCUCCCCCGCUUGCAUCCAUUGGACCACAGAAAUGUCUUGUUUUCAGCACAGAUGGAGCUAAAAUUGCCCUUGGUGGUGAGGAUGGGCAUCUCAGAAUAUUUCACUGGCCAAGCAUGAACAUGCUCUUAGAUGAACCCAAAGCUCAUAAGUCGUUCCGAGAUAUGGAUAUCAGCUUAGACUCAGAGUUUUUAGUUUCGACAUCCACUGAUGGCACUGCAAGAAUAUGGAAGAUAGAUGAGGGGGUACCGUUGGUCAAUUUGACUCGAUCUUCGGACGAGAAAAUCGAGUGUUGCCGCUUUUCUAGGGAUGGCAUGAAACCAUUUUUGUUCUGCACAGUUGCAAAAGGUACCAAAGUUGUGACUGUUGUUUGGAACAUAAGUGACUGGGCUCGAAUUGGCUACAAAAGACUUCUCGGGAAGUCUAUCUCUACACUUUCAGUUAGCAUGGAUGGGAAGUUUCUGGCUUUAGGAAGCCAUGAUGGCGACUUUUGUGCUGUGGAUGUAAAGAAGAUGGAGGUUUCUCACUGGAGCAAGAAGGUUCAUCUUGGUUCUCCCAUUUCCUCCAUUGAAUUUUGUCCUACAGAAAGGAUUGUAAUCUCCACAUCACCUCAAUGGGGAUCAGAGUUGACAAAACUGAAUGUGCCUGCUGACUGGAAAGAAUGGCAAGUCUGGCUUAUACUCUUAGCCCUCUUCCUAGGGUCAGCCGUCCUGUUCUAUGUGUUCUACCAGCACUCUGGUUCCUUCUGGAACUCCCCAGUGGGGCGGCAUCAGCCUGCCAAGCCAUGGAGUGUCCUGAAGGAGGCUCCUCCAUCUCCUGAAAACCAGAACCUCUGGUGAACUUAACUGUCACCAGUGUGAUUUUCAAGCUAUCAGGCGUAUCAGUGUUGCGGAAAUGCUGUAUUGUUCAUCGUUUUUUGCCCCAAAUUUGAGCGAUGUUGUAUCAUUCCAGCUGGGCACUUAUCCGACCACGUCAGUAUUUAUCUAGGGGAAAGAGUGAAAUGCCACUAGUGGUCUCAGAAAGUUCACCGACCAUGUCAGUGUGAUACGGUGGCAUUUUCAAUCUGUAGAACCUUGCAGUGGCAUAUAUUUGUCAAAAUGCCAUUUGUGUCGUCUUAUAAUCAAGUGAUCAGUCAAGCAACCUGCCACAAUAAUGGAUAGAAUACUCUGAUAGGAAAUAUUUCUAACUAGCCAGGCUCGCACACGCCAUGCGUCUAAGGAAGUUUAGUACUCCUUACUUUGUUGUUUUGAGACUUGAGAGAGGGCUUGACCGACGGUAGUUUUGCAUUUGGAAGUUGUGUUAUUAGAGUUUGUUUGGCUUAAGCUGUGUUUGUUGGGAGUUUGUACAUUAUUGCACGGAUAGUAUUUUCUCCCUUCAUA
This is a messenger RNA of Brachypodium distachyon (stiff brome), 1862 nucleotides long. Its product is annotated as SEC12-like protein 1. Gene Ontology annotation, biological process: protein secretion. Gene Ontology annotation, molecular function: protein binding; GTPase activator activity; guanyl-nucleotide exchange factor activity. The transcript has 10 exons. Gene Ontology annotation, cellular component: endoplasmic reticulum membrane. Lineage: Eukaryota; Viridiplantae; Streptophyta; Magnoliopsida; Poales; Poaceae. The record is from RefSeq and is a predicted model, not a curated record. Bases 141 to 1322 code for a protein of 393 amino acids.